This is a messenger RNA of Oncorhynchus nerka (sockeye salmon), 1186 nucleotides long. It is a transcript of the gene mblac1, whose product is annotated as metallo-beta-lactamase domain containing 1. The coding region runs from base 117 to 809 and encodes 230 amino acids. The transcript has 2 exons. The record is from RefSeq and is a predicted model, not a curated record. Lineage: Eukaryota; Metazoa; Chordata; Actinopteri; Salmoniformes; Salmonidae.
ACUGGUACAAGCUGUCAACAACGUGUGUGGUUGUUAGAUACAUGUAUUGAUACUUGUAGUUAAUCGAUAAAAAAAAACGGAUUCUGUAGCUAGCAAACAUCUAUUAUUGAGCAGAGAUGGAAGCGACUGAAACAAAUUAUACAUGUAACAGUAGUGAGUUUAGAAGAAGCGAGUUAUCAGACACAGAACUUGAGAUUGUGGGACAACCCUACUCCAUCUCGGUGCUCAAAGUAGGCUAUUGUCUGUCCGAACAGGACGGUUCUUUUCGAGCAGACGGGACUAUCACUCUUCUAACGGGACCUAGAACUAUUCUAGUAGACACCGGAGGACCGUGGGACCGGGACUUUCUAGUGAAACGGCUGAAGGAUAAGCGAUUAGACCCGGGUGAUAUCAGCAUAGUGGUGGGGACACAUGGCCACUCCGACCAUGUUGGUAAUCUGGGUCUGUUUCCAGGGGCAACAAUAGUUGUGGGGUGUGACAUCAGUGAGGGGGAUAGGUACCUUCCUAACCAGCUGUCUGAGGGGCAACCCUAUCCUAUUGAUGAACAUGUGUCAAUAGUACCCACUCCAGGCCACACAGGGCGUGAUGUGAGCCUUCUUGUGAAGGGAACCACAAUGGGCACGGUGCUUGUUGCCGGGGACCUAUUUGAGCGUUGCACUGAUGACGACAGUUGGAGAGAAUUGAGUGAGAAUCCUGCAGUUCAGGAGGCCAGCCGACAAGAGGCGCUACGCACCUCUGAUGUCAUCAUCCCGGGACACGGGUUGCCGUUCAGGAUCCACAGGGAGGAGGUGGAUGGACGCUCCGGGUAGAAACUGCCCUGUUAGGCCCUUAGGCACAGAUCAGUUUUAGCCUUCCUCUCUCUAACCGUAGCAAUGUGGGGGAAGAAAACCUUAGAUCAGUGGUUAAAUGUAACCACUGAUGUGUACAGUGCAUUCGGAAAGUAUUCAGACCCCUUCCCUUUUUCCACAUUUUGUUACGUUACAGCUUUAUUAUAAAAUGUAUUUAAAAAAUAUAUAUCUCAUCAAUCUACGCGCAAUACCUCAAAAUGACAUCACGAUACCCCAUAAUGACAAAGCAAAAAAAGGUUUUUAGACAUUUUAGCAAAUUGUUUGUAGAGCUCUGUGACAUGAUUGUGUUGAGGCAAACGACAAAAACAUUUCUGCUGCAUUAAAGGUCCGCAAGAACA